Molecule: messenger RNA, 795 nt
Organism: Emiliania huxleyi CCMP1516
Lineage: Eukaryota; Haptophyta; Isochrysidales; Noelaerhabdaceae
Exons: 2
Coding region: 1-795 (264 amino acids)
Source: RefSeq, a predicted model, not a curated record
AUGCACACCGACAACGACGGCGCGGCCCUCGACAACAACGACGGGGUCGCGGCCGCCCUCUCCUAUCCGGCGUGCCUCGAUCUCUCGCUCGACGAGUUCAAGGCGGCGUGGAAGUCGAGUCGGCGGUACGUGGAUCGCUCCACCGUGCAGGCGCUCAAGGAGGCUGCGCGUGCAAGGUUGGACAUGUCGCUCGACGAGCUCAUCGCGCUGGGCAAGCCCACGCAGAGCGGCCCGCAUCCGCGCCGCCGACCGCCGACGCUGCGCGAGCUCAUGUCGGGCAAGGUGAGCCUCGGGCGCGACCACCACUCGCGCCCGAGCCCGCUCGCCUCGAUAGCCCGACAGUCCUCGCUGGCCCGCGCUCGUGGGCUGGCCAGCGCCGGCUCCGCGAGCAGCUGGCCGACCGCCGGCACGUGGGCGCUCGGCGAUGUGCUCGGCGACGAGGACCGGCGGCACGAGUUCAAGCGCGGCAACCUGCUCGCCUCCUGCCCGCGGGGCAGAGCCAAGUACGAGGCGUGCGUGUGCGGCUUUGCCAACGGCGGAGGCGGGCGGCUCUACCUCGGCGUCGACAACGACGGAGCGGUGGCCGGCCUCUCCCUCUCCAAGAGAGACAGGGACGCGCUGCGACUGACGCACGACGGCAUCGUCGCGCGGACCGACCCGCCGCUGCGAGGAGGCCUCGUCAAGCUCGACUUUGAGCCCGUCUCUGCGGCGCCGCACGACACGUACGUCGUCAUGGUGACCUGCGUGGUCGUCUACGUGUUCAGAAACACCAGCGAGGCGAGGGUGAAGGGGUAA